Messenger RNA from Frieseomelitta varia, 1266 nucleotides. RefSeq lists its product as uncharacterized. Lineage: Eukaryota; Metazoa; Arthropoda; Insecta; Hymenoptera; Apidae. The transcript has 3 exons. Gene Ontology annotation, biological process: G protein-coupled receptor signaling pathway. Gene Ontology annotation, molecular function: peptide binding; G protein-coupled receptor activity. The coding region runs from base 283 to 1242 and encodes 319 amino acids. Gene Ontology annotation, cellular component: membrane. The record is from RefSeq and is a predicted model, not a curated record.
GAUAUUAAAUUCCCAAAAGGGUGGGACACGGUGGAAAAUAUUGAAGAUAAACCCUCGAGCUGCCGCCCUUUCUUUCAUUCAGUGUUGACUCGACUGGCGAAUCAACGAAGGCAAGUUGGUUCUUUCUUCCAAGCAUCGUGGUUCAAUUCAAAUUAACAACGCGAGUGAUGAGAACCCGAAAAAUCCAUUUUCCACCACUUCGACGACAAAGCUAAGUCAAACUUCGAGACCACAAGAGAAUAUACUGAUCGAAAAUUUCUACGCUGAACGUGAGAGGGGGAAAUGGAGAUUCCAAAUUCGCUGCAGAACUUUCACAACAGAGAAAUGACGUUCCCCGUUGUGGCCACGAGGGCAACGAAGAAAGUCCCCACGAAGAUCAACGUCAUCACACUGAGCAUCCCGCUGUCCGACGCGCGAGUCAUCAAUCUCGUUCUGUUAACUCUGGGGAUCAGCCUGAAUUUUCUAAUUAUACUGGCGAUCGUCUGCAAACCAUCCAUGAGAACCUCCUCGAAUCUCUACGUCGUGAGUCUGGCAUGCUCGAACAUGGUGAUCCUGAUCGAACCUCUGGAGGAGAUUCUCAAAUGGUCCAUCGACGUGAACAUGAAGUUAAACAUGGACUACGUGUGCAUGAUCAGCUUCGAUGUUUCCAUCAUCACGCUCUCGAUUUUGAAACUCAUACUGUACAUCGGUAUCUUUCGAGAGCAGGUGUCUUUCGGGCACGAGAUGCUGAAGAAAACCACUACGCUGAAGGGUAUUCUAUUGACGUGGUCCUCGUGCAUCAUAUCAAUCGCCAUUGGACUCCAUAUAUACGACUUUUUCGAAGGGGACAUGGCGGACAUUUACGUGUGGUUCACCAUCAUGUUCAUCGGUAUGCCCAUGAUCACAUCGAUCGCCACUGACGCUCUGAUUAUUUACGAGUUGUACAUAUUGAAAGAGAUCGAGGGAUCGUGGAGGAUGAGAGAGUUGAAGCAAUUUGUUCUACUGGUGGUUAUCUCGAUCGCCUUUCUGACGAUACGAAUGCCGUACCGGUUAGCCAGAGCGAUCAGUUUCUUACUGCCUAAAGCGUCGUGCUGCACGGAUGACAAAAGAGAACGACUUUAUUUCAUGGCCAAAGCUUACCCUACUGCUUUCUCGCUCAUUUACAUCGUGCUGUCGAACGACUUUCACGAAAUCUUCCAGGUGAUCCUAAAAUACCGAUGCUGGAAAUGUUCCAAAGAAACCGGUCGUGAAGUUAUUGCUUGAUUAAUAAGAAAUUUAUCAAUAAAC